Molecule: messenger RNA, 5188 nt
Organism: Cercocebus atys (sooty mangabey)
Lineage: Eukaryota; Metazoa; Chordata; Mammalia; Primates; Cercopithecidae
Gene: RAB3GAP2
Product: RAB3 GTPase activating protein subunit 2 (non-catalytic)
Exons: 35
Coding region: 187-4368 (1393 amino acids)
Biological process (GO): regulation of GTPase activity
Source: RefSeq, a predicted model, not a curated record
GCCUGGGCAAGCCUGCGCCUGCGCAGUACUCCGAGACAGCGGACCCGUGUCAGUGACAGCUUCCGGUUUGGUUUCUCCGCCUUCUGCUUGGCUAGAGCUAUUGGGGCUCGGCGGCGGCCGCAGUGGGGUGGAGGGGGCAGGGCGUGGUGAGGUAAGGUGAGUGCCGUAGUGGGGUUCCCCGGAGCCAUGGCCUGCUCCAUUGUCCAGUUCUGCUACUUCCAGGACCUCCAGGCCGCCCGGGACUUCCUCUUUCCUCACCUGCGGGAGGAGAUCCCCAGCGGCGCCUUGCGGAGGGACCCCAGUAAAUCAACAGACUGGGAAGAUGAUGGUUGGGGAGCAUGGGAAGAAACCGAACCCCAAGAACCUGAAGAAGAAGGAAAUACUUGCAAAACACAAAAAACUUCCUGGCUCCAAGAUUGUGUUUUAUCCUUAUCUCCAACCAAUGAUCUUAUGGUAAUAGCUCGAGAGCAAAAAGCUGUAUUUCUAGUGCCAAAGUGGAAAUAUAGUGAUAAAGGAAAGGAAGAAAUGCAAUUUGCUGUUGGCUGGAGUGGUUCUUUAAAUGUUGAAGAAGGGGAAUGUGUAACCAGUGCUCUAUGUAUCCCACUAGCAAGCCAAAAGAGGAGUUCCACUGGGCGUCCUGACUGGACCUGCAUUGUGGUGGGUUUUACUUCAGGUUAUGUACGCUUCUACACUGAGAAUGGUGUGCUCUUGCUUGCACAGCUUUUGAAUGAGGACCCAGUACUUCAACUUAAAUGCAGAACCUAUGAAAUACCACGACAUCCCGGGGUGACUGAGCAGAAUGAAGAGUUGAGUAUCUUAUAUCCAGCUGCCAUUGUGACUAUUGAUGGAUUUAGCCUUUUUCAAUCUCUUCGUGCUUGUCGAAAUCAGGUAGCAAAAGCUGCAGCAUCAGGCAAUGAGAACAUACAACCACCACCAUUAGCUUAUAAGAAAUGGGGUCUACAGGAUAUUGACACUAUUAUUGAUCAUGCUAGUGUUGGUAUUAUGACUCUGUCCCCCUUUGAUCAAAUGAAGACUGCCUCCAAUAUAGGUGGAUUUAAUGCAGCAAUUAAAAAUAGUCCACCUGCCAUGUCUCAGUAUAUCACUGUAGGGUCCAAUCCAUUUACUGGCUUCUUCUAUGCUUUAGAGGGAAGCACACAACCAUUAUUAUCCCAUGUUGCACUAGCAGUUGCAAGUAAACUCACUUCUGCUUUAUUUAAUGCUGCCAGUGGUUGGCUUGGUUGGAAGAGUAAGCACGAAGAAGAAGCUGUCCAAAAGCAAAAGCCGAAGGUUGAGCCAGCUACCCCAUUAGCUGUAAGAUUUGGACUUCCAGAUUCUAGACGCCAUGGUGAAAGCAUAUGUCUGUCUCCGUGUAACACACUGGCAGCAGUAACAGAUGAUUUCGGCAGAGUUAUUUUAUUGGAUGUAGCUAGAGGAAUUGCAAUACGCAUGUGGAAAGGGUACCGCGAUGCACAAAUUGGAUGGAUUCAAAUUGUAGAGGAUCUUCAUGAAAGAAUACCAGAAAAGGCGGAUUUUUCCCCCUUUGGAAAUUCUCAGGGUCCGAGUCGAGUAGCUCAAUUCCUUGUGAUCUAUGCACCAAGAAGGGGAAUUUUAGAAGUGUGGAGCACACAGCAGGGACCUAGAGUAGGAGCUUUCAAUGUGGGGAAGCACUGCAGGCUGCUGUAUCCUGGCUAUAAAAUAAUGGGCUUAAAUAAUGUUACCAGUCAGAGUUGGCAGCCGCAGACUUAUCAGAUCUGUCUUGUUGAUCCAGUGUCCGGAAGUGUGAAAACAGUGAACAUUCCCUUCCAUUUAGCACUGAGUGAUAAGAAGAGUGAACGAGCCAAAGAUAUGCACCUAGUGAAGAAACUAGCAGCCUUACUGAAAACAAAAUCUCCCAAUCUUGAUUUGGUUGAAACAGAAAUAAAGGAACUAAUUCUUGAUAUUAAAUACCCUGCAACCAAAAAACAAGCUUUGGAAAGCAUUUUGGCAAGUGAACGUUUACCAUUUUCUUGCCUCAGAAACAUCACUCAGACUUUAAUGGACACUUUGAAAAAUCAAGAACUUGAGUCGGUUGAUGAAGGAUUGCUACAGUUUUGUGCCAGUAGACUAAAAUUGCUGCAACUCUAUGAGUCGGUCAGUCAACUAAAUUCCCUUGAUUUUCAUUUAGACACACCAUUCUCUGAUAAUGACUUGGCUGUGUUACUAAGGCUUGAUGAAAAAGAACUGCUUAAGCUCCAGGCAUUACUAGAGAAGUAUAAGCAAGAGAACACCAGGACAAAUGUUCGAUUUUCUGAUGAUAAAGAUGGUGUGUUGCCUGUAAAAACAUUCUUGGAAUAUUUAGAAUAUGAAAAGGAUGUGCUCAAUGUAAAGAAGAUAAGUGAAGAGGAGUAUGUGGCUUUAGGUAGUUUCUUUUUUUGGAAGUGUUUGCAUGGAGAAAGCUCCACUGAGGAUAUGUGUCACACUUUGGAGUCGGCUGGACUUAGCCCUCAGCUGUUGUUGUCUCUGCUCCUGAGUGUUUGGCUUUCGAAGGAAAAGGAUAUUUUGGAUAAACCACAGUCAGUCUGCUGUCUUCAUACCAUGCUGUCCCUCCUGAGCAAGAUGAAAGUGGCCAUCGAUGAGACCUGGGAUUCUCAGUCUGUGUCCCCAUGGUGGCAGCAGAUGCGCACAGCCUGUAUUCAGUCUGAGAACAAUGGAGCUGCUCUGUUGUCUGCACAUGUUGGGCAUUCUGUUGCUGCGCAGAUAUCAAACAACAUGACAGAGAAAAAAUUUUCUCAAACAGUUUUGGGUGCUGAUUCAGAGGCCCUCACUGAUUCCUGGGAGGCACUUUCUCUUGACACUGAGUACUGGAAACUGCUUCUGAAACAGCUGGAGGAUUGUCUCAUACUUCAGACUCUGCUUCACAGCAAAGGGAACACUCAGACCUCCAAAGUAUCAUCACUGCAGGCUGAGCCACUUCCAAGGCUUUCUGUUAAAAAGUUAUUAGAAGGAGGAAAAGGUGGCAUUGCAGACAGUGUAGCCAAGUGGAUAUUUAAACAGGACUUCAGCCCUGAAGUAUUAAAACUGGCUAAUGAAGAAAGAGAUGCAGAAAACCCAGAUGAACCCAAAGAAGGUGUUAACAGAGGUUUCCUUGAGGUAUCAGAGGUGGAGAUGGACUUAGGAGCCAUACCAGACUUACUGCAUUUAGCCUAUGAGCAAUUUCCUUGUAGCCUUGAGCUCGAUGUGUUGCACGCACAUUGCUGCUGGGAGUAUGUUGUUCAGUGGAAUAAAGAUCCAGAGGAAGCACGUUUUUUUGUUAGGUCAAUAGAACACUUGAAGCACAUUUUUAAUGCACAUGUUCAAAAUGGCAUUGCACUGAUGAUGUGGAAUACGUUCUUAGUUAAAAGAUUUUCUGCUGCUACAUACUUAAUGGAUAAGGUUGGAAAAUCACCAAAGGAUAGGUUAUGCCGAAGGGAUGUGGGAAUGAGUGACACAGCAAUGACAUCUUUCCUUGGCUCCUGUUUGGAUCUUCUUCAGAUCUUAAUGGAGGCAGAUGUUAGCAGGGAUGAAAUACAGGUGCCUGUGCUGGAUACUGAGGAUGCGUGGCUCUCCGUGGAAGGACCCAUCUCCAUAGUGGAACUGGCCCUUGAACAGAAGCACAUCCACUACCCACUGGUGGAGCACCACUCCAUCCUGUGCUCCAUCUUGUAUGCAGUCAUGAGGUUUUCUCUGAAGUCCGUGAAGCCACUGUCACUUUUUGACAGUAAGGGAAAAAAUGCAUUUUUCAAAGACCUAACUUCAAUUCAGUUAUUACCUAGUGGGGAAAUGGAUCCAAAUUUUAUUUCUGUACGACAACAGUUCUUAUUGAAAGUUGUCAGUGCAGCUGUCCAGGCCCAACAUUCAGCCACAAAGGUCAAAGAUCCCACAGAAGAGGCCACACCCACUCCUUUUGGGAAAGACCAAGAUUGGCCAGCUCUAGCUUUGGAUUUAGCCCAUCACCUUCAAGUUAGUGAAGAUGUUGUUAGAAGGCAUUAUGUUGGGGAGCUAUACAACUAUGGAGUUGACCACUUAGGAGAAGAGGCCAUUCUACAGGUUCAUGACAAAGAGGUCCUUGCCUCUCAGCUGCUGGUGCUGACGGGGCAAAGGCUGGCUCAUGCGCUUCUCCACACCCAGACAAAAGAAGGAAUGGAGCUGCUUGCCAGACUUCCACCCACACUGUGUACUUGGCUGAAAGCAAUGGACCCCCAGGACCUUCAAAACACUGAAGUGCCAAUUGCAACAACAGCUAAACUAGUAAAUAAAGUAAUCGAGCUUUUACCAGAAAAACAUGGGCAGUAUGGUCUAGCCUUACACCUCGUUGAAGCUGUGGAAGCCGUAUCUCUUCCUUCUUUAUGACACUUACCUACUGGAAAUAGUCUAAAAUUAUGAUUAUAACAUGAAGUAGUGCAUGGUUAUUUUAUAUAGUAAGACCUGGAAUUUUAUGGGGAAAGUAUGUCUUUUUUUUUUUCCUUUUGUAAAAUAAAUAAAAGUAUGUACAACUUUUAAAAAAGUACAACCCUGGCUAAAUUCCACUCCUUUGGUUAAUAUUGAAGACAAAAUAUAAACAACUAUCAACUCUGUUAUAAUUAAUACAGAUGUUUUACUGUUUAUUUCUAAUUCAAACACUUAAAUAGCUUUAUUGUUAACCUUUGCUAUUUAAAAUUGAUUAUAAUUUAGAUUAUGUUCUUAUAAGAUUCUAUAUUUCCUAUCGAAAAUGUUGUAAUUCAAUUUAAAUGUGUUCAUGUACGGUCCCCAUCAGUAGAGUAUAGAAACACCCCACUCUCCUUUAGUAAAUGUUGAGAAAAUGCCUUUGUUGUCAUGCUCCAAAUCCCACAUGGGCUGCCACCUGGGAGCUCUGGAUACUGAAAGCUUCCUUUCCCAGAGGUUCUGCUGUUGCCAUCAGAGGAGGAUGACCAUGCUUGAGGAGGAAGAAUGGGUUCAAGAUCAUCAUAUUCAUCAGAAGGGGACACUAAAUAGAACCCUUAACCUGUUGUACUUGCCAAAAUUGAGAAUAAGAGGUAUGUACAAUGCAGCAAAUUAAUUAUAAUGUAAGUUAAGAUUUGCUUUUUGCAAGUUGCAAAGUUGUAUCCACAUCAGGUCACUGUAAAAAUGUAUUAUCUUGUAAAACUUAUGUAAAAAAAAAAAAAAAAGGCAAAGACACUAAAAAUUUUAAGUC